GAAGGAGCGGUGGCUCUCGGCGGAUCCUGGUGGCUCCCGGGGUCCGCAGAAUAUCCCGAGCUGGAAGGGACCGGCGGGGAUCAUCGCGUCCAGCGCUUACCGCUGCACAGGACACCCCUAUGUGCCUCCUGGACGUGCAGUCAGGGCUGUGUGUGCGAAACUCCGUGGAGUUUUGGAGGAGAAAGUUAGCAGCGGUGUGGGGGAUCAGGCGGGAAUCUCCAAUUCAUUGCUUGCUGAGUGUCCUGUCUGGUGGAAGUCAUGUCCAUAUUGCCAUUCACUCCACCAGUUGUGAAGAGACUUCUGGGGUGGAAAAAAUCUGCUGGUGGCACUGCAGGGGCUGGUGGUGGUGAGCAGAAUGGUCAGGAGGAGAAGUGGUGUGAGAAAGCAGUGAAAAGCUUGGUCAAGAAGCUAAAGAAAACGGGACAGCUGGAUGAGCUUGAGAAGGCAAUUACCACUCAGAAUUGCAAUACAAAAUGUGUGACAAUUCCAAGCACUUGCUCUGAAAUUUGGGGACUGAGUACACCAAACACGAUAGAUCAGUGGGAUACAGCAGGCCUUUACAGCUUCUCUGAACAAACCAGAUCCCUCGAUGGCCGCCUGCAGGUGUCUCACCGCAAGGGACUGCCACAUGUCAUUUACUGCCGCCUGUGGCGCUGGCCAGACCUGCACAGCCACCAUGAACUUAAGGCAAUUGAAAACUGUGAAUAUGCUUUUAAUCUUAAAAAGGAUGAAGUAUGUGUAAACCCUUACCACUACCAGAGAGUGGAGACACCAGUUUUGCCUCCUGUGCUCGUGCCACGGCACACUGAGAUCCUGACGGAGCUGCCACCUCUGGAUGACUAUACCCAUUCCAUUCCUGAGAACACUAACUUUCCAGCUGGGAUUGAGCCACAGAGCAAUUACAUACCAGAAACACCUCCUCCAGGAUAUAUCAGUGAAGAUGGAGAAACAAGUGACCAGCAGCUGAACCAAAGCAUGGAUACAGGGACACCUUCCACUACCCCAGGUUGCUCCCAGCCCUGUCCAGUUUGGCCUUGGACACUUCCAGGAUCUCCGGCGGAGCUGUCUCCUAGUACUCUCUCUCCAGUUAAUCAUAGCCUGGACUUGCAACCAGUUACUUACUCGGAGCCUGCGUUUUGGUGUUCAAUAGCAUAUUAUGAGUUGAAUCAAAGAGUGGGAGAAACCUUCCAUGCGUCUCAGCCUUCCCUGACUGUAGAUGGCUUUACAGAUCCAUCAAAUUCAGAGCGAUUUUGUCUAGGUCUGCUUUCCAAUGUAAACAGAAAUGCUACAGUGGAAAUGACAAGGCGACAUAUAGGCAGGGGAGUGCGUCUGUAUUACAUUGGCGGAGAGGUUUUUGCCGAGUGCCUGAGUGAUAGCGCGAUCUUCGUUCAGAGCCCCAACUGCAAUCAAAGAUACGGCUGGCAUCCUGCAACUGUGUGCAAAAUUCCUCCAGGAUGCAAUCUAAAAAUCUUUAAUAACCAAGAAUUUGCUGCUCUUCUGGCUCAAUCUGUGAAUCAGGGCUUUGAAGCAGUUUAUCAGCUUACUAGAAUGUGUACCAUAAGAAUGAGCUUUGUUAAAGGAUGGGGGGCUGAAUACAGGCGGCAGACGGUAACAAGCACUCCUUGCUGGAUUGAGCUUCACCUGAAUGGGCCUCUACAGUGGCUGGACAAAGUAUUGACUCAGAUGGGCUCCCCUUCAGUUCGCUGCUCCAGCAUGUCCUAAAACUCUCCUCUGUCACCAGUGGGCUAAAAUCCGAGUCCAGUCAACAGACUUAAUAUAACAGCUCGUCUGUCGUAGUAUUUGUGUGUGGUCCCCAUGAACUGUUUACUAUCUAAAAAGGUUUUUUAAAAAGGAAAAAAAAAAAAAAGAAAAAGAAAAAAAAGAAAAAGAAAAGAAAAAAGAAAAAACAGCACUUGAGGUCUCAUCAGUUAAAGCACCUUGUGGAUUCUGUUUCCUAUACUCUGAUACUAGAUGAAAAUUUAGUGUAUAGAAAAGCCUUCUUCAGAAAGAAGGGACAGUUCUAAAGACUCUUUAAUGGUGUUUUUUAUUGGGUAUAUAAUUGAGUGUCCUAAUGGUUAUCAAUAACAUGAAUAGCUAAGUAUAUAUACAGAUAAUGUAUCAUGAUCUCAAAUAUCACAGUAUUGUGCUGUUCUACAUUUUAGUUCCCAUAAAUAGUAAUUUUGGUUUUUUGACUGGGGCAAGUAUCUCAUGAAAUUCCAAGACUUUGCUCCCUUAUUAUUUUAUAUUUUUUAAUAUAAGCAGGUUUUCAACUUGUCCUAAACAUAAAAAGACUUUCCUUAUAGAAAAGCUGAAUUUUUUGCUGCGUUCUUAAAGAGAAAGUCCCUCCAUUGGAAGGGAAAGAAAUGUCUUGAGAUUCAUCUGUGAAAUCUUAAGACACUUUAUAUACUUAAUGGGGCCUAAAAUGAAUUCAUAUUAUAAAUUCUGAGUGUCCAUCACACUAGCAGUCUACCUUUUGAUACCCAUUUGAGUUGAUGCAUCUGUUGCCAGCAGUAUUGCUGGCAGUGGUGUAAUUUGGGACUUUUUUGUACCUUGGAUCAUUGAAAUGAGUGAUUUUUUUCUCAUGGACUGAGAAUUUACCAUGGCUUUGGAUACUGGAUUAAGUGCACAAGGUUAUUGGCUUACCCCUUACAUCUAUAUUUUUUCUUCAUUGAAUAAGUCUUACCCCUUAUUAUCUGUAUUUUUUUCAUUUUUUCAUAUGUCACUAAAAAUAAUAGGGUUUAGUUUUUGGAGCCGUAUACCUUGAAAAAUUAUUUCCUGGGGUAAGCUAGUCUCUCUGUUUAGGUUUUAAAUAGAUGCAGCUUCUUAACAUAUUUCAGUAACAGAAUUUAAAUUUCUUAUCUGAGUCGCUUUUAUAGUUUACUUACACACCAGAUCAUACGCAUUCAUUAUGUCAUAAUGGGCCUUGUUAUUAAAAGUAGUUGCUUCUGCAAAACCUCUAGGAUAGUGGUUGCUGAGGUAUGACCAGCGAAGGAGAACUUCCAGGUUCUUCAUGACAGUGCAUGUUAUUGUGAACCCUUGGACACUACAGCUGCACCAUAUUAAAAAUAUUCUGAAAUAUAUUCUACAAAUAAGUCUGGGUUGGGGAUGGGUUGGGAAACUGUAUAGAAGGGUUAUUCUGACUUGAAAAAUACACAUCUUACUAACAAUCUUGUGAUCUAGCUGUCUGUCAUUCUUUUGUUAUUGUGGCAGUAGCAGGAUUGCCUUUGUCUGUUUUUUUCCAUUGUUUCAUCAAUUACACUAGUUCUGUACUUUGUAAGUACAGCUAGUGAUAACUUAGCUUUGAGAACAAAAAUGUGGCCAGUGUUACAGCUUUUAAUCACUUGACUGAAUUGAUGAUAGUGAUGGAUAUUUUUAUGCCAUAAUGACUAGGGCAUAGAAGCAAUACCAAAAAUCAAGCCUUGAGAAAAUGGGCCAGACACCUUUCAAAAAUUGGCAAAGCAGUUACCAGUUUGUGCUAGUUUUACCAGUAGACUAAUGUAUUGGUAGAACUUGUGGACCUAAGAAAUAAGCUUCAUGCGUGUUGCAUUUGCCUAAUAUGUGAAUACACUAAUAAAAGUUUUAAUUCUCAAAA
Molecule: messenger RNA, 3592 nt
Organism: Agelaius phoeniceus (red-winged blackbird)
Lineage: Eukaryota; Metazoa; Chordata; Aves; Passeriformes; Icteridae
Source: RefSeq, a predicted model, not a curated record